Symbiodinium natans is the source of this 3318-nucleotide messenger RNA. The record is from the annotation of a GenBank genome assembly. Lineage: Eukaryota; Dinophyceae; Suessiales; Symbiodiniaceae.
AUGGCGGACGUCGACGUGCAGGACCGCGAGCUUCGACUCCUUCCUUCGCCAGCGGACUGCAGCCGUGCUCUCUUGGAGCUCGAGGACCAACGCCUGGCACUGGACGAGCUGGAGCGUCUGCAGAGAGCUUCCCCCACGAAGAAGGAGCUGGAGUUGUUGGCUGAGGCACGGAAGCUGCAACCCUCUGCACGGCUGGGCCGAAGAGAGGAGUACUGGGAUCAGCUCGCACAAAUCCCUUCCUUUGCCGAGCGAAUGGAGUGCUGGCACUUCAUCCGGACAUAUCGGGAGCGGGUUUCGUGCCAAAGUCAGCAUCUCGAGGACCUCUCGGAUGUCUUUGAAAGCCUGGAGAACUCCGAGGCGGUCCCUGCCCUGCUCGCGCUGAUACUGGCCACUGGAAACUGGAUGAAUCGAGGCACUGAAUUUGCGGAUGCGCCUGGAUUUGACAUUGAAGUGUUGGAAAGGCUCCACAGCAUCAAGGGGGCUGAUGGCAGGAGCCUGCAGCAUUUGCUCUUCAUGGUCUUCUUCGACUCCUUGAAUAGCCAGGCGGCUGAGUUCGUCGAGGCUUUGGGGCCCCUGCUUCAAAACGUCAGUCGCCGAGUCGUCCAAGAUGCUGAGGAAGCAAAGAUCAGCAAGGCCGUCCACCUUACACUGGAAGAGUGUGAUGAAGCUGUCUCCUCCAUCCACGAGGCUGCCUUGGACAUCCAGGCCACUCUGCGAAAGUGCACGGAGGACCUGGAUCCGGCAGACCCCGUGAAGCUUCGCCUGCAUCGGGAGUUUGCCGCAGCCGCGAAGCUGAUCGAGAGCUUGGUUCAGUUGCGGAACGCCGUCAAGAGCCGGUACGACCGCGUGCUGCAGUGGCUUCAGGUGUCGGAAUGCAGGAGCGCCGACUUCUUCCUGCUGUGGGACAACUUCUUGCUGCCUGGAGACUUGCUUGCAGCGCGCCUUUGCGACGCGCAGCCAGCAACUCCACGCGAAAGGACCUUGGAUGUCGAGGCCAUCUUUUGCCAGGACGAAGCCUUUGGCCUGGCGGAGCUCCAGGAGCUGUGGCAGCUUGAGGAGCUGGGGAGGGACCUCGCCGAAGAGGGCGACCCACCGUUUCAGAGGCAGCUGUCAAGAUCGCCGGCGAAUGCAGAGGACGAGGCGCUGGCCAGUCCAAGCUCACCCGCUCCGACCGGUUUCACCUGUGCCGGCAGGGGAGAUGUACGUUUUGCCCCCCUGCAGUGGAGGACACUGGCGCUCGACUCAAACAGCCAGACCGUUUGGAGCCGUGCCGAGGGGCAACUUGUGCCGAUCCCAACCUUGGAGCUGGAGACAAAGUUCUCCGCGGAUGCCAUCGCCGACGCGGAUCGGAAGAGGCUUGCCAGAGAGGCGAGCCGACGGAAUGAAGAGACUGCGCAGGCCAGUGCUGCUCGCUGGGCAGUGUUGGCGCAGCAGCUGCCGAGACAGGAGGAUGUGGUGCACAUUCUGCAGGAUCUGGAUCCAGCAUCAGACAGGGCCCAGUGCACAGUUCAGCAGCUGGGGAAGGUGCUUGAGCUUCUUCAGCACCAGGUGGAGGUCACAGAAGGUCCCGAGUUCGUGUUCCGAAGAGCCCUGGGCAGUGUGCCAGACUGCAAGGAGCGGCUCCUGUUCACGCUGGCGAUGAUGACCUACAGGCAGAAGGCUACAACGUGUAUGGAGGGGCUCGAGGAUGAUCCGACGCGUUUCUUGAACUGCUCUGAAGCACUGCACCCACCAAGCAACGACCUGCGGGCUCACUUUGACGUGCUCGUCUCCACGCCGUCUGUGUCCGUGAAUGUGGCCCUUUUUGCUAUGUUUUAUGAGGAUCGGCAGAUGAACACCAUGUGGUUUCGCGGCACAAAGUGCGGCAAUCCCAUCUCCUGUAUCCGCUUCACACACCUGCCACAAAUGAAGUACGGCAUGCCCCUUCCGCAGAUAGUCGACUUCAUCAAAGAGUUUACAGACCGACCAGUGCCGAAUUUCCAGGACAUCUGCAAGCGCGUAGGUGUCAGCCGUUCCUCUUCGUCCAGGAGCCUCUUUCAGUUUCUCCUCCAGAAGGAGGCGUUUCUGGGAUACCGGCUCAUGCAGAAAGUCCGGCUCAGCGGCGUAGUAGAAGCAGAUGGGACGGCCCUCAAGUUGUACAAACGACGGGGCCACAACAACUUCGUUGCCUUAUGGGGGCUCGUCGAGCGGCCGCAGAACCAGCAGCCGCCGCGGAUGGUCGUGUACAUGAUGCCUGUGAAGCAAGUGGCGCACAACGCUGUGUGCCCUGUAGAAAGCAGAGCUGACGUCUUGUCCUGCAGAGGCUUAGAGCAUCUCGUCAGCCAAGAGACCGACAGCGGCAAGGUCGCCAGCUUACUUGUGACGGACGGCGCCCAGCUGUAUGAGCGGCUUGCCAAGGAGCAUAGCCUCAAGCAUCGGUACGUUGUCCACUCCAAGGGUCAGUUUGCCAAGAAGCAGCGCAUCAGUGGCCGAGGCACGAUCAAUGUAAACACUGGUUUGAUAGACCAGCGGUGGUCUGGCAUCAAACAAUACAUCCCAAAGAGCUUGAACGGUAGCAGCAAGGAAGCCAAGACGCCUACUUUUUGCCCGCACCUGUGGGCGUACUUGUACAGUUGGUGGCUGAGAACACAUUUCCCGAGCGCAAAGCGCCGCAGGGAACUGCUUGCUCAGGCCGAAGAAGACUUAGCGCGAGAUGACCUACACUUUCUCAGCCACGCGCUGCAGGAGACACCAAGCCAAGAGAACAUUCUGGACAGCCCAUGGACAAAGAAGUACAAGAGGUGGCACGUCGCACAGACCUCCGGAAUCACGAAGCUUCAGAAGAAGGCUGCGUGGAAUCCACAUGUGCUCCUGAGUAGCGCAGCGAGUAGUAGCACAAGUGGUCCUAGCGUGCCAUGCGAAGACCGCGUGGAAGACUCUGGUGAAUGUGAUGAUUUCAUCGAAGACUUCAGCCCCGAAGUUGAGGCAGACUCCUCAAACAUGAAUGAGAUACCGCCAGAAGUAGAAGAGCAGCUACAGCAGGAGCGAGGUUUGAUAAAGUAUAGCGUGCCUGCUGUUGCAGAUCGACAGCGGCGCUUCAAAUGGGGCGGCUGUCCGCGCCACACAAAGUGGAGCCUUCAAGUCCAUGUCGUGCGCUCCGGCCCCUCAAAGGGAGCCAUAUUGCUGCGAUGCAGCGGCUUCUGGAAGCGGGGACGAGACCAGAAGCGGUUGUGCUUUUGGAACUGGCCCUUCCCCAUGGGAUUGUACAGCACCUUGCCAGCUAACAUUAAGGAGCAGUACGAAGACCUGAACAUGGCACUUGCACGCGGAGCCAGAUGA